Messenger RNA from Salvelinus sp. IW2-2015, 1376 nucleotides. RefSeq names its product lysM and putative peptidoglycan-binding domain-containing protein 4-like. Lineage: Eukaryota; Metazoa; Chordata; Actinopteri; Salmoniformes; Salmonidae. The record is from RefSeq and is a predicted model, not a curated record.
AGCUUGGGAAACCCUGAGUUGGCUGGUGGCUUCCUGUGAUUUACAUUGGUGGCUUCACGUCAUACAUGCAGCAUUCUGUUGAGAUUUCCUUCCCAGAUACAUAUUUGAAAAUGUGUGGGCUUUGGCGCAGUAUCUUCACCCUAAUGGUCAACGUUGGUGAAAUCUUUCUUUUGAUUGGUGCAUAUCUUUGUCAAUUUACCCUGCUACACUGCCACUGGGUUUGCGCACCACAGACCUAGGAUCAGAUUUCUUUACCCCCAAAAUAAGGUUCUCCAUAUAGGAAUGAUCAAAUAUCUGAUUCUGAAUCAGUACCUCAAUCAACAGGCUGACUGUCAUCAUGGUUGUCUGAGCCGUGUGUCAGUUCUGUCAGCUUUGUGGGAAUUUGACACUAUGGGAAAACUAGAUGAGUUACUUUAAACCCGGUAGCUAGUUGUGAUGCGGAGAGGAGACCCUGUUCCCCACGCCUUCCAGGCCCCAGUGGAUGUCCAUGCUAGUGUAGAUGGCCAGGUGUACAUGUUCAGGCGAGGCCAGCAGAAUGACUCUGCUGGCUCUUCAGAGGAAGAAGAGUUCAAUGUGAUGGAGUUGAGGCCCCGGGGGUGGCACGAGCUGGAACAGGACAGACGCGGUAGCCUCAUGCUGCUGGAGAGGGACGUAUUGGUUGGGGACAACCUCAACAAACUUGCUCUGCAAUAUGGCUGCAAGGUGGCAGACAUAAAGAGAGUGAACAACCUGAUUCAGGAACAGGAUAUAUUUGCUUUGAAAUCAAUCAAAAUCCCUGUGAAGAAACACAGCUUAUUGACUGAGGCUAACGCAGAGCUAAAAGAGARAGAUCCAGGAACCUCAAAUUCAGCCACACCACUGCCCCAGCCACAGGGCAAACUUACAGCCAGUUCCCCUGGUAGGCCACAUCUACAGGAGUACACCGACUACCUCAAGGAAGUGGACCAUGACAUUGAGAGACUGAUCCAAACCACAAAUGCACAGGAUGAGGUUUUUUUAGAGGCUGCAGAAAGGCCACAAAAGUUGGGCUCCAGAGGCCAGCGCCUGACCAGCUAUGGAGCAGACUGGGGCAUCCAGUGGUGGAACGCUGUGGUGGCCAUGCUCCUGAUAGGCAUUAUCCUACCUGUCUUUUAUGUUGUUUAUAUCAAAACUCAAGAUACUGGAGUGCCUGCUGCUGUAGCUACCUCAAACAGCUCAGGGACAGGCCUCAGCACAGACAGCCCUAGGAGCACUUUUAGCAGCCAAGAGAGUGUGUCUCUCAGUCUGAACAAACCUAACACUUAAUUGAGGGAAACAAUGUCUAUGUACACUGCUCAAAAAAAUAAAGGGAACACUAAAAUAACACAUCCUAGAUCUGAAUGAAUGAAAUAUUCUUA